GAAGAAGAAGAAAGGAGAUCGCUUAAACUCGGAUCGAUACCGCGCGGGAAUGCAUAAAACCACAGAUAUCUCUUUCAGUCUUGUGAAUUUGACAAAACAACUUGGAAAAACGUUGUUGAAGCGACUGACACGACUAAUUAUCGCAUAAGCACGAGACGAUUUGCAUUAAACGAAAAUGUUUGUAAAACUUUUUGUAGCAACGAUGUUGCAAGGCUAACUCCUCGAUCGCGUGACGUAAACAAAUUGGUUGACGGUAUUGAUGACGUUCUUCGAUCUAUAAUAGUAAUAUUGAAACAACGCAAUGACAAGAUGAGUCAUCGAAAUUUACGUCAAACACAUUCUCCCGUGCUCGAAUAUCAUUUUUCGACUUAUCCUUUCACCGCUGAUCUUUUGCUCGAAAAUGAAAGAUCGGAGUCGACAAGGGAGCUGGAGAUGUUUCUCGAUUACGCCAAAUCUGUUCAAGAUCACUUGUCGUCAUUAGCUAAAGCGCUCGAUGCGAAAUGGCGACAAUCGCGCGAUCAACUCAACGAGUCUUUGAGACGAAGGCUCUUGACUUUACAGAAACAAGCGCAAUUUAUUUUGAACAAUUUGACGGAACGCAAACGUUACGAAGAAAAACCGAGUAAGAAGCGUCGCACUUCGCUGAAAAGAAACGAGUCAAAUGUCACAGAUUCUAACGUUACCGAAAUUAAAAAAUCGGCUACGUCAGACGCGGGACGAGAAGACGAAAAGAAAGAAUUGAAGAACGUUGACGAAACAAUUGAGGAAACAAGUAAUCGAACCGCGUCGCUUUCUGCGCAUCGCGAUUUAACAAACGGAAGCAGAGACGAAGUAAAGAUUGAGACAACGACAAUGUUGGAUAAGGAUGACAAAGACGAUGUUAAAGCAUCAAACGAAACAGCAGUCAAUGUAAACAAUUUUCAUGAAGUUCGCAAUAAAACUCGAAAAAAGAACGAGGACGAGACCAAGAACAAAAGCGUUUUACAAACGGGAAGGCGAUUUCUUAAUUAUCCGAAAUCAACGAGAAACUUUAAUUACGACUUUGCGAAUACUAUCGCGACAAUUAACACAUUUCACGGACUUAAAAAUAACACCGUUACCGGCAACAUCUUCGAGGUAACAACAAAAUCUCGAAACAAAAAUGUCGUUCCUAAAAUUGCUUUUGUUGAUCGAAAAACAAAAACCGAACGAAAGUUCGCAAAAUCUUCUCACGGAGAUGACGCGAACGAAGGAUUCGAAACUCGAACAAAUUUGCUCAAUCAAAUGGCAAAUAUUACCGCGAAAUUUUUGCCGAGCGAAACUGCGACAAGCGUUUUGAAAAAAACCGACGAGAAAAAUCGAAUUAAGACGGCAAUUACGACAAUUAAAGUUGCGGAAAACUUUAUGAAACACAGUCUCGGAAUUAAUGACAAACACGAUCGCGAUCACGCGUUACCGCAAAACGUUACGGGCAAUUAUAAUGUCGAGACAAAUGCGCAAAACAAGACGUCGGCGAUUAUAGACGAGAUACUGAAAGCGGUGGAACAGGUCUUGCCGUGAAUAUUCUUUUGUUUAAAUUAUCGCACAUAUACUUGGAAUCACACGAGUAAGUUGAAUUGAUGAUUACAUUGAUCACAUAUAUAGUCAAUCAAAUUACAUAAUAAAUCUCGGAUUACUUUUGCACCGAGACUACUUUGACAUCUCGCGCUUCUUCGUUCCUUUUCCCGUCUUUUCUUAAUUCAUUAACGUUGUUUUAUUGCGACGAGACUCGAGAUCGGCCAAAUGCGCAAGACUAUAAAUAAUCAAAAAAAAAAAAAAAAAGUAAGAGCGAAGGAGGUCAAGAUGCGCGAGGUGUGUUAAGUGAUCUUUUUUCCUCUUAACUUUUUCACUUGCAAAAAAACUUCGCGUCGCCUUUCGCGAUCGAAAAACUUCGAUCUUUUUUUUUUUAUUAAACAGAGGACGGAGAAAACUGAACAACAAUCGACAAC
Messenger RNA from Pseudomyrmex gracilis, 1967 nucleotides. RefSeq lists its product as uncharacterized. The transcript is spliced from 3 exons. The record is from RefSeq and is a predicted model, not a curated record. Bases 310 to 1539 code for a protein of 409 amino acids. NCBI's taxonomy places the organism in Eukaryota, Metazoa, Arthropoda, Insecta, Hymenoptera, Formicidae.